Molecule: messenger RNA, 1940 nt
Organism: Apodemus sylvaticus (European woodmouse)
Lineage: Eukaryota; Metazoa; Chordata; Mammalia; Rodentia; Muridae
Gene: Dcstamp
Product: dendrocyte expressed seven transmembrane protein
Exons: 3
Coding region: 8-1420 (470 amino acids)
Cellular component (GO): membrane
Source: RefSeq, a predicted model, not a curated record
AGGGAGUAUGAGGCUCUGGACCUUGGGCACCAGUAUUUUCCUAAGGCUUUGGGGGACUUACGUGUUUCCAGGAAGCUCUGGCUGGCUGGAUGUCGUCCAGCAUUUGGGAGUUUGUGGCUUCGUGGCUUUCCUUUCGGUGAGCCUCCUCUCUGCAGCCUUCUGCUGGGUCCUGCCGUCCGUUGCCCUGCUCUCUGUGGUCUGGAUGACCACCUGCGUUUUUCUGUGCUGUUCCAAGCAAGCCCGGUGCUUCAUUCUUCUGGCGGUUCUCUCGUGUGGCCUCCGCGAAGGCAGGAACGCUUUGAUUGCGGCUGGCACUGGGGUAGUGAUCUUUGGACAUGUGGAAAAUAUUUUUUAUAACUUCAGAGGUCUCCUAGACAGCAUGACUUGCAACCUAAGGGCAAAGAGCUUUUCAAUACAUUUCCCACUUUUAAAACGAUAUACUGAAGCCAUUCAGUGGAUUUACGGCUUCGCCAAUCCGCUGAAUGUAUUUGAUGACUUUGUUUCUUGGAACCAGACUCUGGCCGUCUCUCUUUUUAGUCCCAGCCAUGCCCUGGAGGCUCAUAUGAAUGACACUAGAGGAGAAGUCCUGGGCGUCCUGCACCGUAUGGUGGUCACGACAGAGCUGCUGACUUCUGUGGGCCAGAAGCUGCUUGCCCUCGCCGGCCUUCUGCUCAUCCUAGUCAGCACUGGCCUCUUCCUGAAGCGAUUCCUGGGCCCUUGUGGCUUGAAAUAUGAGAAUGUCUACAUUACCAGACAAUUUGUUCGGUUUGAUGAAAAGGAGAGGCGUGAACAGCGGCCUUGUGUCCUCCCGCUGAAUAAGAAGGAAAGGAAGAAAUAUGUCACCAUCCCAUCUUUGCAGCUGACUCCUAAAGAGAGGAAAAACCUUGGGCUGUUUUUUCUUCCUAUCCUGACCUAUCUCUACAUGUGGGCGCUGUUCGCAGCUGUGGAUUAUCUGCUGUAUAGGCUCAUUUCCUCCGUGAACGAACAGUUCCAAAGCUUGCCAGGGCUGGAAGUUCACUUGAAACUACAUGGAGAGAAGCAAGGAACUCAAGGAGUCAUCCAUGAUUCUGCCUUUAAUAUAUCUAUGUUUGAACCAAGCUGCAUUUUUAAACCAAGUCUUAGUGUGACUGAGACUUGGGUUCCUCUCAGUAUUAUUCUCAUAACACUAAUAAUACUAGGAUUGUUGUCUUCUAUGCUGAUGCAGCUUAAAAUUUUAGUGUCAGUCUCCUUCUACCCCAAAGUGGAGAAGGAGCGAAUUGAGUACCUCCAUGCGAAGCUCCUUGAGAAACGAUCAAAGCAGCCACUGGGAGAAGCUGACAGGAAACUGAACCUGUACUUUAAAAAGAUUCACUUCUGGCUUCCAGUCCUGAAAAUGAUUAGGAAGAAGCCUGUGAUCCCUGCAAAUGAAGAUGGCCCAUGAGCAACACGGUCCCUCCUCCUGGGUCAGCUGCUGCUUCUCACCAUCUCCUCAACAAGAGAGGGCUAUCGGAGAAGGCCUACAGAUGUUUGAGUUUGCAAGACCCGCCCCCCUUCUCUCUGGUUAUUCUUCAAGCUACUUGUCAAUCAUAAUGCCAAAUAGCCCCUAGGUAAAUGGUUUCUUAGUGUGUCUUCCAAACAAAACACAGUGUCUAGACUGUCAUCUACGGCGAUGGUUGGCAUGAAAAUGUCCUCCAGAGGCUUAGAUGUUUGAAAACUUGGUCCCCUGUUAGUGCUGUUUGGGGGAGGUUUAUAAGGUGUUGUUUUGUAGGACAAAGUGUGUCCCUAGAGGAGUGUUUUGCAGGUUUAAAAGCCAUGUGCUAAUUCCUGUUCGCUCUACUUCCUGCCUGGUCUGUGGCUGGAGAUGUGGGCUCUCAGCUGUCCCUGGCUCCGUGUCUGUCUGCCAGCAUAGUUCCCCACUGUGAUGCUGAUGGAGUCUUACCUCUCUGGAACCUUAAGCUCAA